GACAAACGAACAGCAGUGAAGGUCGCUUCCGUUCGACUGUCACCCCGUCACCGUUGUGUCCCGAGAUAUUCCUGGUUUGAACCUCGGCUCUUCUUAAGUACACUUGGCUCGCCCUCACCUUUGGUUUGGCUCUGGCAGCAACCACCCUCUUCAUCAACCACCCUCCUUCCCGCCAACUCUGAGGACGUCCGCCUCUCCAGUUCAACCGAAGCUACAGCCAUCGCCUACGGCCAGACUGUGCGGUCUCACUUCGGCAAUUAAGGAUCUAGCCGAAACCUAGCCUCACCGUCACUCUCUUCACUACCACAGUAGGGCCGUUUUCCUUUUUGAGGUGCACUCACAGCGCCAUAACCCCAGCAAGCCCAGCCUUGGCUUGGUGACCCCCCGUCCAAUCCCAGGCUCUUACACCGACCGCCACCUAUAAGUUACAGCCGACAACGCGCAAGCAAGAUGGCUCUUGCCAACCACAGCAAUUGCGCGCACUCUUUCGUCAUGCUGAAGUCGGACAACACCCUGAUCCAAUGGAUGUGCCAGAUCUGUCUCCAUGGUCCGUUCUGGGUCAUCUGGGAAUGUCGGUACUGCCGGCUCCACACGUGUCGGACGUGCAUGGAUAACGCCUGAGGCGGGCGCCGGGCCCGGACGGGAUGCGCGCUCCAGCUGCGUGUCUCGGUGCCGGAUCGGGGGAUGGGAUGGGACAUUCGCGGUGUGGUUGGCUUGGACGGCGUCUGGACGCAGAAACCCGCAAGCAACGGCGGCCUGACCAAACGGUCGGGAUUGUCAACACUGCAACGUCUUGCGGAUGCCCAACCAGAACGCAAAAUCGCAAUCGACCCGGGUCCCACUCAGGCUUGCAGCCCCUGUCAGACGAAACCAAGCACCCCCACCCAGUGCGUCACCGUCACCGUUGCCCGUCGACAGACUCCCGUCGGCGCCCUGCAUGCCGCUGGGUGACAGCGGAGAUUCGCCGGGGCCGUCCAGCGUCCGUUGAGACGGCUCGCCAAAUCUCGCUUCGAUUCCCGCUGUCAAACCGAUCCUGCGGUCCUCCCGUCCGCCUAGCACUGCAUUUUCCCACCCAACUGCUUGGUACUUUUCGACCACCCCCCUGCCCGCUGCAUCCCUGCCUCAGAUUACGCGAGGUUACGCCACGGUGCGGGCAGGUCGCGUUCGACCCAUUACACGUUCCUUUCCUUUUCCCACUUUUUUUUAUGGUUGCGGAGUUUGCUCUGAUAGACGGCCCGGAUUUGCGGUAUUUCCCUCUCACUGUUGUUUCCGGUACGCUUUUUGUUUGCCCAGUUUGGGCUUUGGCGGCGCGCGAGGAUAGACUGGAAGGGUUUCAUUACCCCAGCGAUCACACCACUGGAUGGUGCGAGGCGGCACGGUACAUGACAGAAGGUUAAAAAAAAUCAACAACAAUGGGAGGAAGGAAAUGAUAACAAAAACGGGGGGUUACAGGCGUUAUCAAAAGGGAAAAAAAAAAGGCGGGUAUGGAAAAGAAGGGAUGGACGAUGCGAUGGGAAAAAAACUGUGCUGGAUCACUGUUGUCCUCUCCACUAGCAUCUCUCAUCUCUGUUUCUCUCUGUUGGGCACGGUUGCUUUUCUCCACCCUCUCAUCCAAACAAUACACUUUGUUGUGGCCGG
Messenger RNA from Thermothielavioides terrestris NRRL 8126, 1638 nucleotides. RefSeq lists its product as uncharacterized. Lineage: Eukaryota; Fungi; Ascomycota; Sordariomycetes; Sordariales; Chaetomiaceae. The transcript is spliced from 3 exons. The record is from RefSeq and is a predicted model, not a curated record. Bases 451 to 621 code for a protein of 56 amino acids.